CAUAACAGAGAUAAGAUACUUGGAUUUCUUUUUGCAAAAUCACUAGUGAGCCACAUUUGGUGCAGAUAGAAACACAUUCACUCUGGUCAGGGCAGUGAUUCAAGUUGAUGCAACUGGUGUCAAUGAUCCUCAUCAUCAUUUAGCUUUUGAGGUAAGAAUGCUUGGAGUAUUGACAUGUUUUGACUAUUAUUAACUGUAGAUCUAAUGUUUGAUGCAAUGAUGUGGUCCAGUUAUCGGACAGUCUAGUUCUUUUUCUUUCCUAGCGUAUAGUUCACGGUCUUCCACACUUUUUUUUUUGCUUUUAUAAAUCUAUAGUCUUGUUAUGCCCAACCGAUGUUACAACUGCACCACCAGAACCAGAAGUUUACCUAACUAAUCAUCUUCGAUAUUUUCCCAUUGUUUAUCCCAAAAAAAACCCUCCGAAGUCUCCCAACUUUCUUGCUCAUAGCCAUGGAGUUCGAACACCAACACAACACAACCACCAAAACUAGAAAACUACCCACUGAGACAACCUGCACCAUCCUUUCUUGUUUCUUCUGCACUAUGUUGAAUGAGCCAGACCCAUCACUUAGAAGAGUUAAAAUCUCCAAAUGCUUCAAAGAAAUGCCUCUCGAUGACGACCAAGAACAUGUUCUAGUCUUAAGUGGACUCUGGAACAUAGCCAUGACUCAACCGGACGACCCAGAAUUCCCAUCUCUUGGCAUCUUUGAGUGCAUGGCAAAACUAAUCCGCAAAGGCAUCAAUGAGCAAGCCUGGCUUCUCAAGGACCAGAACAUCUAUAUCCCAUACUAUGCAGCCCAUAUCAUCGGAUCCUAUACUAUGAACAAGUCUCAAUUUGCAGAAAAAGCAACAAAAUCAGGCGUGAUUUUGCCGUUAAUGGAACUUUUGAGAGGUAAGAUUAGUUGGGUCGAGCAAAGAGUUGCAGUUAGAGCACUUGGUCACUUGGCCAACCAUGACUCAACUUUUGAAGCCAUUGCUGUGCAUGAAGUGGAGAUCAUACAAUUAGCCAUGAAGAUAGCCUCUACAUGCCUCGACGAAGUCUAUGAUAAGUUCAUUGCUGUGAAGGAUUCAAAGAAGUUGAAGUACCACUGUGACCUGCUGACUAGAGGGCUUGGAGGGUUGGAGAUUGAGAACAGAAAGGCAGAGGAAUGGGCUAGCCAUCUUCAGUGUUGGUCUCUCUAUCUCCUCAACUGCUUUGCAUGCAAAGAAAGAUCUCUCAGUUUAAUCUGCAAGAAGAAAUUCUUAAAAGAUUUGUGUGGAAUGUGGGGUGGUUUAGCAAAUCGAACCUCGCCUGCUGGAGUAGGACUCAUAAGAACUCUGUGUCAGACAAAAAGUGGUAAAACAAGUGUAGCAGAUUUGAAGGAAGUCAUAGAGUUUCUUUGCAAUCUUUCAAGAUCCUCAGAUGACUGGCAGUGCACGGCUAUUGAUUCUCUUUUGCUAAUUCUUAAAGACCCAGGUACAAGAUAUAAAGUAAUCGAUAUUGUAGCUCCAAUUCUUGUUGAUUUGGUUGAACUUGGAAGCUUUGGAGGAAGUUCAAACGUAGGAGACACAAUCACACAGGCACUUUUACAAGAUUACCACAAAAUAAAGUAUGGUAAUUUGAAGUUGAAGAGCAAAAGAGCUGAGAGAGCAUUAGGAGAAACAUGGGACUUGAAGGUUGAAAGGAAAAAGAGAGAGAAGCUAAUGUCUAAACAAGAAGUUAGAGAGAGAAAACUCUUGGUGGGUAAGCUUAAAAAGAAUGGAAAUUUGAUGUUUUGGUCUGGGGACAUUGAAGAGGCUGUGAUGAAGUACUCAGAGGCUUUGAGUUUAUGCCCAUUAAAAAUGAAAAAAGAGAGACUUGUUAUGUACAGCAAUAGAGCUCAAUGCAAUUUGCUGCUGAGGAACACUGAAGCCGCCAUUAGUGACGCAACUCGAGCUCUUUGUCUAUCCAAUGCGGCGAGUCCUCAUGGUAAGAGCCUGUGGAGGAGAUCACAAGCUUAUGACAUGAAAGGGUUGGCAAAAGAGAGCUUGAUGGACUGCCUAGUAUUUGUCAGUGACUGGUUGAAGUCUGAGAAGUCCAAGGGUACAAAGAUCCCGUACUAUGUGUCACGUAUGAUUAACAAGCAGAUGAAUGCUACGUGGAUUUUUGCUUCUGCAAAGUUAGGGAGGGAAAAGAAUGAAGCCUAGGGACACAAGUUGAAGAUAAAAAUAGAAGAAUCCAACGACCAGCAUCAAGUUGAGGUUGAGCACUUGAUAAAGAUGAUGAAAAUGAAGAGGCAUACCAUAGGGUGGUCUUGGUAGGUCUUUCAUCGUGAGGUUUUGGCCUUUUUAUUAAUGCGGGAUCUGACUUGUUCUUGGUGGGGUUAAAUUUGAUUGAUGAUUAUAAAUUUGGUACAAAAAGUAAAAA
Quercus robur (English oak) is the source of this 2386-nucleotide messenger RNA. RefSeq lists its product as uncharacterized. Bases 451 to 2166 code for a protein of 571 amino acids. The transcript has a single exon. The record is from RefSeq and is a predicted model, not a curated record. Gene Ontology annotation, molecular function: protein binding. Lineage: Eukaryota; Viridiplantae; Streptophyta; Magnoliopsida; Fagales; Fagaceae.